AACCUCGCGGACGGGGGCGCGCAUGCGCGGCGACCGGCCCGAGCCCGCCUGCCUCUAGUGUCAUGGCCACGGCUGGGCUUUCGCGCAUGCGGACUGGGACGGUUCCGGGUGCGCUCUGCGCGGCAGCAUGCAGGCCGCCCUGGAGGUGACGGCGCGGCACUGCCGCAGCGAGCUGGAGCAGUACGGGCGCUGCGUGGCCGCCAGCCCCGCCAGCUGGCAGCAGGACUGUCACCAGCUCAAAGUCAGCAUGGCCCGCUGCGCCUCCUCGCACCCAAUUGUGCAGAAAAUCCGCCACGACUGCGCUGAGCCCUUCACUGCAUUUGAACAGUGCUUGAAACAGAACCAGGCCUCCGUGGUGAACUGCACCGAACACGUCAACGAGUUCCUGCUCUGCGCUGAGCAGGUGAAGCUAAUGACUUAAGGGGACACUGAGAACCUUCACCUUCAGGAAUGAGACAGGCUUUCCCAGCUGUGAAGCCUCA
This is a messenger RNA of Chrysemys picta bellii (western painted turtle), 482 nucleotides long. The record is from RefSeq and is a predicted model, not a curated record. Lineage: Eukaryota; Metazoa; Chordata; Testudines; Emydidae.